This is a messenger RNA of Theileria equi strain WA, 1386 nucleotides long. RefSeq lists its product as hypothetical. Bases 1 to 1386 code for a protein of 461 amino acids. The record is from RefSeq and is a predicted model, not a curated record. Lineage: Eukaryota; Apicomplexa; Aconoidasida; Piroplasmida; Theileriidae. The transcript has a single exon. Gene Ontology annotation, molecular function: L-glutamate transmembrane transporter activity; neutral L-amino acid transmembrane transporter activity; glutamate:sodium symporter activity. Gene Ontology annotation, cellular component: plasma membrane. Gene Ontology annotation, biological process: L-glutamate transmembrane transport.
AUGGAUGACAUAGAAGAAUAUGUAGAUGCCAAUGAGGUGGAUAAUUACAUGGCUAAGUCAUUUAAAUUUUCUAGCUUUUGUAAGGAAUAUUGGCUUGCGAUAGCCACGGCCGUCACUGCAGCUCUUGCCUUAGUGCAAUCUUCUAUAUUCAAAUUGAACUUAGAAGGAGGUGCUGCAGUAUUAAUGUUACCUGCUGACAUGUUUUUGCGUCAUGUACGCGGGUUUAUGGUUCUGUUCGUAAUUUUUUCCGCUGCUUCUAGGGCCUCGUUAUUCGCAGAAAGUAAGGGUAAUCCUGUGAAGAGAAAAGUCAUUCUAAGUUAUUUCGUUUCCGGUCUACUCACACUAUUGGUCGGAUUCUUGUUUGGCUAUCUGCUAAUUCCGGCCAAGGGAGACGAUCUUCCUUCACAGUACUUUGUUAAAUUCCUGGAUCCCAAGUAUACUCCAGGAAUAAACUUUGUCAAGUUCCUUCGAGGGCUGGCAGUUCAUGACAUUCCUGGAAAUGUCUUGACGACGAGGUUUGAUGUAUAUAACCAGUUUGGUAGAGAUCAGGUCAAGGAUGGUCUUGGUGACGGUUAUAAUGGCCCAGGCUUCAUAGUGUUUGGGCUACUUAUUGCUGCAUCCACCUAUUUCUUGGGUAAAGAUGGAGAAAUCGUACGUAAUAUCGUACACCUAGUGCAUAAGUGUUUGCUUGGCGUCUACUGGAUGUUGUUAUGCUACAGUCCAAUCGCUAUUUAUUUCUCUGGAAUUGUGACAUUUGACACCCUCUCCAAGGAUGGAACAUUUGGCUAUUUGUGUCUGAGAUAUCUAUUGUUAUUUUUUAUUGGUCUCCUGGUUGCAUUGGUAAGAAUAUUUAUUGUAUUACCAUUGUUACACUUUGUCAGGUGUGGUAGUUUUGGGUUUGAUGUAAUAUUGAAGGUAGCUGGGCUCCUACCUACUGCAUUCAUGGGUGGUUCAUCCGUGAGAAUGGUCGAAAAGACCAAGUACUAUUUGAAGAGCAAAAGGUUCAACAGCGAAAUUGUAGAUUCAUAUUUACCAUUCUGCACGGUUGCAAAUGGUGAGUGCGUUGGUGCUGGAUUCGCUUUAACGGCCAUAUUUGCUCUAAAACUUUUCGGUAAUGAUAUCGACUGGUCGGUUUUUCUCAAAAUUGUCAUAACUGGCCUGCUUUACGAAUUCGCCAUUACCGAGUAUAUUCAAUGUCAUCUUUUCGCUGUUAUCUUCUUCCUCAACACUUCGAUGAUCACCGCGGAUUUUAUCGUCCCAAUAAUUUUGGCUGAUUGGCUAUAUGAUAGACUUGGUAUUGUCGCGAACACUAUCUCAGAUGCGCUAACAAUAGACUAUAUCGAGAGUAUUCACACCUCUGGAAGAACUAGCGUACAAAAUGUAUAG